Molecule: messenger RNA, 1386 nt
Organism: Chaetomium globosum CBS 148.51
Lineage: Eukaryota; Fungi; Ascomycota; Sordariomycetes; Sordariales; Chaetomiaceae
Exons: 4
Coding region: 1-1386 (461 amino acids)
Source: RefSeq, a predicted model, not a curated record
AUGAGCUCUGGAAGGGACUUGUCGCCGGAGGAGCUUGCCAGACUGCCCCCCCGUACCGCCGAAAAGAAUGAUACCUUGUCGAUCUUGCGGUUCACGUUGAAGGCUAACGAGAAAGCAUAUGUCGAGAACUACGGCAUGCCUACGGUCUGCGCGAGCCCUGUGGACCAGGCUAUCUUUCACGAGGACGCGAAGAUUGACGACGUGGUGACCCUUCGGGAGUUUUGCCCCCAGAGAACAUUUGAGGUCGUUAUCCCGAAGUUCUCUGCCAAGCUCCCCCAUAUAAACAACCAGUUGAGGACGGUUUUCCCGCCGCAGUUCGAAACGGCGUAUCCAGAAUGGGAUCCUGCUCGGUACGAGGUCGAGCUCAAGGAAUUCGCUAGGGACACAUCGUACCAAGCGAAUUACAAGUUCCAUCGUCACCAAGACUGUGCGGUGGCUAUUGCCCAGGGUGUUGUGCAGGACGUCUACCAGUUCAUGAAGGACGUUAUGGCAAUUCGCAAGGAAAGGAUCGAGUGUGCGUUUCUAAACGUCGCGCUGGACAAUACCAAGGAGUUCCGUGUGCUCGCCUGGCACCAUCUCGACAACGAAAGAUUCGGGAACACGCUGGCCCGCCUCUUGAAGGGAGAUGCCAAGUUUGGCCUAGCUUUUGCGCCGCCGCCCGUAGAAAAGGCCAUGGACACUGAUUACUGGAGAGCCUGGCAAAUUUCCGCGGACCCUUGGAAGUCGACUGGGUGUGAUUUUGUUAUGGAGAUCCGCCGCCCGCUUGGCCGCGACGACCCCGGACAUAGGGUUGCUAGGCGCAACAUUGUCGCCUUCGACACGUACAGCGAGGUCAACAAGUCUGCACGCCCCGGCGACCGACGUCAAGGUAGUGCCUACGAGCAGCAAAUCCUGAACCUCAUCAAGAACGAUUUGCUUGCCGGGUCAGGAUUCAACACAUUGUUGCAUCCUCGUGGCGAUGGCGUUGACGUCGACGCUAUAACAAUGCAGCGAGGGGAGUGUAGCGGCGACGACGGAAAGGAUUUUGGCGGAAACUCGCUGAAAAAGGUCAACAUACUCGCCACCAACACCAAGGACGGGGUCUUGGAAGUUGUCAAGGACGGCAUCGGCGAGGCCACGUUUAAGCGCUUCUGCGAGUACCUGAAGGUCAAUCGCCUCGGGGUCAUCCCGCUCAUUGGGUUUGCCGGCUCCGGAAAAACCGAGAUGAGCAGCCACGUCGCCUUGUUGCUGAUGCGGGCUUUUGGGUCGCUUUACUGCGCGGCACCCACCCCAUGUCGCGACGAGCAACUUGGCCGAGCGUCUCUUCGACCUCGGCGUCAAGAUCUGCAAGAAGCUCGGCUCGAACUGGCGUGCCCCCCUCGUUGUCCGCGACUACAGGAUGAAUAA